UGAACUCGUACAUAGCCUUUUUAGUCAGUGACAUCGAUAGUCGCCACAAAACAUCGAUGUUUUUCGAAAAAAUUUUGUAAGUUUCGAAAAAAGAGGUUCAUUGAUAUUUUUAUCGAAAUACUGGACAACUGAACUAGACUGGUGAUUCGUAAUGUACCGUCGUACAUCGAGCGAAAUGAAGACGUAUUUUGCUUGGAUUUCUUUACUGACUUUGUGCCUUAUCGGACUGGGUGCUGCCCAGCUUUUAGAGGAACCAUGCGGAAACAGGAACGGGGUAUUCAAAAUCCUUCAUGGAGCUAAUGCCAGCCAGGAUGAAGCUCCCUGGAUGGCUGCCGUCGUUAACGGCAGAGAUUUUCUUUGUGGUGGCACGCUGAUUCACAAACGUUUUGUUUUGACUGCUGCACACUGCAUAAUUGGCCAAAAAACCCUACAGGUGAAGUUGGGAGCAUUCAACAUGAAGCACGCUACGGCCGUUUACAAUGUCAUUAAAGCAAUAACGCACAGAUCAUACAGGCAUAAUUCAGAUUAUCAAAAUGAUAUUGGCUUGCUUAAACUAUCGAGCAGCGCCGUAUAUAGCCCCUAUAUUCACCCGAUUUGCAUUAUUUUGAAUAAGGAUUUUAAGACCCAAGUAGUUACAAUUCCGGCGUUUAAGGCCUAUGGUUGGGGACGAACGGAACACAGCAAUCAAAGCGACAUACUUCAAACCAUCAUAAUUAACCGGGAAGAUCCUGCAGAGUGCUAUAAAUCCUUGGUAUUCACCCUCACUCCGAAUCAGAUAUGUGGUAGGGUUUCCUUCGGAGACACCUGCGAUGGCGAUUCCGGUGGUCCAUUGAUCAACAACGUCACUAUAUCAGGAAUCGGCGAUCGAGCAGUCCAGCUAGGAAUCGUGAGCUUUGGCUCACGAGGUUGCAAUGGAAUUGGUGUAUACACCGAUGUGACAAGCUAUGUGGAUUGGAUUGAGGCUAGAAUAAAAGGAUCGUUAGCCGAGGAUGAGUCACAAGCCAAAAUACCUCUUGGGCCUGCCCCGGGGAACGAUGGGUUGCUUUACAGAGACUGCGGUGGGGCAACCAUUGCUUCAAAUCUACUGGCAAACAUUAAUGGACCUUACUUCACGGCCCAGGGCGUGCUGAUCACUGACCAAUUCGUCAUAACAAAUUCAAAAGGUCUGCCAGCAAAUCCAGUGUUCAUAGAAGUGAUUGUGAUGGGAAUGCUAAAAACAUAUGAUUCAUACAGAGUUGCCAAUAUCUUUAAGCCAGCACAGGCCAACAACGAUAUAGCUUUGAUUCAACUUAGUCGACAGGUGACGCGCACUGAUGGAUUGAACCCAGUCUGCAUGCUUGCGAACCCUAACCUCCAGCAGAUCGCCGAAUAUAGCCCCUAUACAGUAUUUGACUAUGUAAAUACCUACGCAGGCUUACGAACUUUUGCAUUUAGUGUUUUUUCUUUGAGCCCCGACGUUUGUACUUAUAGAAUCCAAAGAAGAAUCGAAGCGAAUGAACUUUGUAUAGAAACUCCCCGCGGAAUAAGUCAGAGAUACGGAAAACGCGGCGACAUAUUAAUGAAAAAGUUAGUGUAUAUGGGAAAGGAAUCGUUCGUUUUGUUCGGAAUUCUGAGUUAUAGCUACAACGGUGUGUACGUUUAUACAAAUGUUAUGGCCCAAACUGGGUUUAUCGCGAACACGGUUAUGGGCCAAACGGUUACGAAACGAAACGGUUACCCCUAGUCACUUUUAGUUUACUAUUUUAUUUUCAAGUAUCAAUGUAAAAACACUUUAUUGGCAUUGAAAAAAUAAUGGUUUUAAAAAUUUCAUUAGAUGGUCAAAAAUGUAAUGAUAGAUGACCGUAUGCUAUGCUACUAAAAAUAUAUACACUGAAAAUAUAAUUCAUUAAAAGUUAUGUGUCUAUUAGAAAAAAAUCUUAAAAAGACUAAGAAAAGUUAGCUUUCUGAAUGUUGGAUACUAGUAUUUGAUUCAAAGGCGACACAUAAUAUUCCAAUUUCAAUUUUUCCAAUAUCUUUAAAUAUGUAAAUGGCAUUCAAGUUUAAAUAAAUGACAUCAUUUUCA
Messenger RNA from Drosophila biarmipes, 2062 nucleotides. Its product is annotated as clotting factor G beta subunit. Gene Ontology annotation, molecular function: serine-type endopeptidase activity. Gene Ontology annotation, biological process: proteolysis. The coding region runs from base 152 to 1723 and encodes 523 amino acids. Lineage: Eukaryota; Metazoa; Arthropoda; Insecta; Diptera; Drosophilidae. The record is from RefSeq and is a predicted model, not a curated record. The transcript is spliced from 8 exons.